AAUUCGUCUGCGUCUAAAGCUUGUAAGCAGUAAGGAAUCAGUUGGAUGUGUACAUAAAACAUACGAGCAACAAUCAGCGGAGUAAAACAGGACUCAUCUUCAAAGCCGUCAUCACUGCAAUGAUACUAGGAUUAAUUGGUUCAUCUAUAGCUCAAGAUUUACGGCAACCAUCAAUUUUGUCCGAAGCGCGUUAUCUUUCUGGUGAUGGAACAUUUGGUGCUGCUUAUACUCAAGAUGACGGAGUGCAAUUUAAAGAAGAAAGUGACGCUAAUGGUGACCGAAAAGGUUCUUAUUCUUAUAUAGAUCCAACCGGACAAAGAAGAACUGUUUACUAUACUGCUGGCAAAAAUGGCUUUCAGGCAAGUGGUGACGGUAUUCCGGAAAUAACACCGCCAACACCUGAAUACGAGCCUCUACCAGAAUAUAAUCCUCCUGAUUAUCGACCACCGCCACCACGUUCAUAUAAAUUUCAAACGGACCCAGAUGCCAGACAAUUAACUUACGACUCACCUUCACCAUCACCUCCUCCGCCGCCCCCUCGUCCACGUUUACAUCCAAACCCACAUCCACGUCCAGUUCGUCCGCGUAUAAUUUAUCAACCCCAAUAUCAACCAGAGUACUCGCCAGUGACUCAACCACCCGAAGUCCAUGAGUAUCAAUACGAACCGCGACCAUCGCCGACUUACAAACCACGUCUACAAAUUCGUUAUACACCAGCGCAGCCUCAACCUCAACCUCAGCCGCGGUUUCAAUCUCAAUCUCAACUUCAUUAUCAUCAACCAAAACCUCAGUACCAACCGGAACCAGAGUAUAAUGAACCCGUACCUCAAUAUCAACAAACAGAGCCACAAUAUCAACGACCUGAUACUUACAGACCUUAUGUUGAGUAUUCAUUUCAAACUCCGACAAAUCCAGCGCCUCGACCUCGUUACAAUGAAAUCACAACUCCUGCGCCUCGUAAAUUUUAUCCACCAGGUAAAUUAGAUUUUACCAGAACUUCUGACGGAUUCUCUUAUACUUUUAAUAAGAAUUAAUUUUACUUAUAUUUAUAUAUUUAA
Microplitis demolitor is the source of this 1058-nucleotide messenger RNA. RefSeq lists its product as uncharacterized. Lineage: Eukaryota; Metazoa; Arthropoda; Insecta; Hymenoptera; Braconidae. The record is from RefSeq and is a predicted model, not a curated record. The transcript is spliced from 4 exons. The coding region runs from base 120 to 1034 and encodes 304 amino acids. Gene Ontology annotation, molecular function: structural constituent of chitin-based larval cuticle. Gene Ontology annotation, cellular component: chitin-based extracellular matrix.